CCAACAGCUGCAAACGACGAUUCGUUCUUUUGGGAUCUCAUCGUGCCACAAACCAGCACAAGUUUCACUCGUCAACCCACAAAUCGGAAAUGGUUUCGAAGCAAUAACUACCGUGACUGCAUUUCUCACAAAACCAUUAAUACCCAAACAACAAGUCGCUCGGCAUGACCCGAUAGACGAACUACCAAAUACCAAUAAAGACAAGACACAACCAGACGAUCAUACGGAGCGAACGACAAAACACCAGGACAAAAAACAAAACAAAACAAAACAAAACAAAAACGAUGAGACUGUUUCUGCACGGACGUUUGGGGACCGUAAACCUCCUCGACCGAAUCGAGACCGCGAGCCGGGACGAAAUCGAACACGAACGAUUCUGCUCGGCGGCCUGCUCGAUGUCGUCGAUGCCCGUGCCGUUGUCGCCGUCUUCCUCCUCCUCGCUGUCGUCGUCCCCCAACUCCCGCUACUUCCACACGAGUCUCCUGCUGUCGAACUGGGACAUGGACGAAAUGGACCAGGAGGUUGUGGACGCCUUGGAGACCUUUCUCAGGAUACCGUGCCAGCAAGAGCAGCAGCAGCACCACCACCACCAGCCAGCGCCACAAAUCGAGCUGCUCGAACUGCAGCACAAAAACAAGAACCAACCGUGUCACGAAAUCCUGGCGUCCUCGUCCUUUUCUUCCUCCCGGUCGUCUCUGACGAACCACGAGUUGCAUCCGGAUGCCGACGAUUCGCGCGAGGUCAUACUGCAGAACUGCAAGGGCGGGGAGCGAUUGGAACACUUCCUGGCACUCCUCAUGGAAACGAACUCCGCCCUGACGGUUCGUUACGACAAACAACAAACCAUGCCCGUCCACCUCGCGAGAGGGCUGCUGCGGGGAGCUCAAGAUUGCAGCCAGAGCAGCCACAAAGGCGAUGGCGAAGACGACGACGACGACGACGAAAACAAUUUCUGUCGGCUUCGAUCGAUCGCCCUGAAAGGGACGACCAUCACACCCCUGGCGGCCAACUACCUCCAGAUGACCCUCCCACUUCUGCCACACAUGGAAGAAUUGACGCUCCAGGGGAACUUCAUUCUCUCGGAUCUGGACAAGAAGAAAUCGUCGAUCGUGGGGAACUCCUAUUCCAAGAUGGUCCGCGUGGUCGAAUCGCUGCACACCGCCCUACAGAGCCUCCCGCGGCUCAAGCACCUGGAUCUGCAGCGGUGCCACCUGCCGGACGAAUUCCUCGCCGAUAUCCUAGAGGCCGUCGACCCCGAAUCCAUCGAGACACUCAAACUGAACGGAAACAUGGCCCACAGCGAGUCCCAGCACGUGCUGGGCCUGCUCCUCAGCGACGGACGCUGCAGGCUGCGGCACCUGGACCUGUCGUGGCAGAGGCUUCCGAACGCAAAGCGAAACCGCAGCGUCCUCGACGUUGGGAGGCUGGCGGCCGUGCUGGUGGACCAAAACACCUCCCUCGCCACGCUGGAGCUGUCGGAAAACAUCCUCCUCGACGAAGACGUCUUCGACCUCGCCAUGGUGCUGUCGAUCCACCCCGGUCUGUCGAGGGUGAGCCUCCAGGAUUGCCAUAUCGGCGACAGGGGGAUGGUGGCGCUUGCCCACCACCUGGCCAGGUGCAAGGAAAACCUGAAAAACGUCUACCUCGACGGGAAACAAGGGGUCCGGGACACCAAACUGGUGCGCAAGACCUUCUUCGAAUCGCUUCUGAGGAACGUCUACCUGCGGGAGCUCGCACUCCCCGGCACCGUCCAAAACGAGUCCACCGACUGGGCGCUGGAACUGAAUCGAGCGGGCCGGCGGGCACUCCUGCAACCCGACGAACGAGACUGUUCCGACCCGGCCAUCGAGUGCAAGCUCCACGCUUCUCCGUCCUUUGACUCCCAGACCGGGACCAACCACAUACCCGAUGGCCUGUGGCCCCGCGUCCUGGAACGAGCGGAUCGAAUCGCGCGCCGGGAAUACCUGAGCGAGGACGACUCGGCGGAGAUGAAGGCGGCGUCCGCCGUGUACCUGCUGCUGCGGGAGAAGGGAUACCACGCCGCACUCGGGUGAACGAAGGAAAAAAGACCGCCGAAGAGCGGCAGCGCUAGAAUGCACUGUAGUCUAAAACCUUGUUGUACAAUAGAAAUUGUUGAUUACCACCAACUCUGCUGUGAUGUCGGUUUGAAUCGUCCAAGUCGGGGUGCCACACUGUGUUCAACCAAUCUUUCGAUUGAUCGAUGCGUCGACCUUUGAUUAGGAAUUUGUGAAGAGUUGAUGUUUCGGGGGGGGAUACCAUGCUCCCACUAGAAUACUACUAUUUCCAUUUUUGCAGUGAUGGGGGGAAAAAUUAAUAGUUAGCUCCUGC
Pseudo-nitzschia multistriata is the source of this 2349-nucleotide messenger RNA. The record is from the annotation of a GenBank genome assembly. NCBI's taxonomy places the organism in Eukaryota, Bacillariophyta, Bacillariophyceae, Bacillariales, Bacillariaceae.